Messenger RNA from Mercurialis annua (annual mercury), 1648 nucleotides. RefSeq names its product eukaryotic translation initiation factor 4B3. Gene Ontology annotation, molecular function: mRNA binding; translation initiation factor activity. The record is from RefSeq and is a predicted model, not a curated record. The coding region runs from base 81 to 1277 and encodes 398 amino acids. Lineage: Eukaryota; Viridiplantae; Streptophyta; Magnoliopsida; Malpighiales; Euphorbiaceae. The transcript is spliced from 2 exons.
AGCUGCCAAAUAACGCAAAUACACAACCACCUGUAGAGAGAGAAACAACAGAUUCUAGAGAGAGAAACAACAUCAACAACAUGGCGGCAACAGUCUCUUCUCCUUGGGCUAAGCCCGGCGCGUGGGCCUUAGACGCCGAGGAGCACGAAGAUGAACUCAAACAGCAACACCAACAAGAAUUGAAUUCCAAGGUUUCCUCCGGCGCCGAGUCCGAUUUCCCGUCGUUAUCCGCCGCCGCCACCAAACAGACCAAAAAGAAAAAGAGCCAACCAAUUUCUCUAGCCGAAUUCAACACCUACGGCGCCGCUAAACCCUCGUCGGCGUAUCAGCCUAAAGGGCUUACGCAUGAAGAUAUUCUCAGCCUCCCCACCGGCCCACGGCAGCGGUCCGCUGAGGAGCUGGAGAGCCAGAGGUCUCGGCUCGGCGGUGGAUUUAAAUCGUAUGGUGGCGGGAUGAGUAGUAAUGGGCGGAGCGGUGAGGAUUCUAGUAAUUCUUCUAGAUGGGGCGGCGGUUCUAGGGUUCCAAGGGAUUCGAGUAGUAGUAGAGAAUUAUUAGCGCCGUCACGUGCUGAUGAGAUUGAUGAUUGGUCGAAGAUGAAGAAAACGCCGUCGUUUGGGAAUGAAAGGAGGGAGAGGGGGGAGAGGGAGAGGGGAUCUUCCUUUUUCGAUUCGCAGUCGAAAGCUGAUGAAUCGGAGAGUUGGGUGUCGAAUAAGGCGGUGGAGACGCGGAGAUUUGGGGGCGGGUUUGAGAGGAGAGGGAGUUUUGAUUCGUUGUCGAGGGGUGAUAGAUUUGGGAGUAGUAAUGGUGGUGGUGGUGCUGAUGAUUCCGAUAGUUGGGGUAGGAGGAGAGAAGAAAGUAAUGGAAUUGGAGGUGGAAUUGGAGGUGGAAGUGCAACUGCAAGGCCGAAACUUGUGUUGCAGCCGCGCAGUUUGCCGGUGAGUAAUGAGAAUGAUGGUGGUGCGAAACCUAAAGGGUCUAGUCCUUUUGGUGACGCGAGGCCAAGAGAGGAGGUUUUGGCUGAGAAAGGAAAAGAUUGGAAAGAAAUUGAUGAGAAGUUGGAGUCUGUGAAGAUUAGUGGUGCUAAAGAAGUCGAAAGAGGAGCAUGGAGUUUUAGCAAUGGGCGUGCGGAUUCUGGUAGGGAGCCAAGGACCUGGAGGAAGCCUGAUGUUGCUGCUGAUGAUUCAAAUUCGCGUCCUGAGAGUGCUGCGGCCAGUGAGAAUGGUAAUGUUUCCGAGAAUGGGCACAAUACUGAGGGAGAGCAUGCCGAUGGAAACUAAAGAAUGAAUUAUACGCAUUGGUGAAGCUGUGGGAUUGAGGGAUAAGAAGUGGAAGAUUAGGGGACUUGAAUUAAUUAGUAGUCCAAUAUGUUUUGUUUAAUUAAAUUAUUUGUAUGAGUUUUUUUUUUCAGAACUGUCAAACUGGUAAACACAGUGUGGAGACAAUUUUGGGUAUUUUCUUUUUGUAGUAAUUUAACACUGAUUUAGCCUUAACGGCGUGUGUUUUUUGCAGCUGGUGUAGGAUUAAGAGUGGUCUGUCUGUGUUAUUCCAUUACUAGUUUCUUCAUAUUGAAGUCAAUUUUGCCCCUUUUUAUGUUCAGACAUUGUUAAAAACGUUGUUUAUGUUUAAUAUAUCUAAUGUUUGUUGCUUA